Hippopotamus amphibius kiboko is the source of this 8632-nucleotide messenger RNA. It is a transcript of the gene MATR3, whose product is annotated as matrin 3. NCBI's taxonomy places the organism in Eukaryota, Metazoa, Chordata, Mammalia, Artiodactyla, Hippopotamidae. Gene Ontology annotation, molecular function: RNA binding; zinc ion binding. The transcript has 19 exons. The record is from RefSeq and is a predicted model, not a curated record. Gene Ontology annotation, cellular component: nucleus. The coding region runs from base 4892 to 7585 and encodes 897 amino acids.
UUGCAGAGGGGCCAGCUGUGGACUUUGGGCAGAUGCAGCCCCAGGAUGACUUGAAAGUAGGGCAUCCUUGGCCUUCCUGAAGAGAGGAAAUUAGUGGCAGGUGAACAGUCUGUGUAUGGAGUUAUCAGAUGCCUUUACCUGAGUGAGAAACCUUCCUCCAUUGGGACCUUGGAUGUCUGACAGCUUUGUGACACCAAGAUAAGUAAUGGUUGAAAGAAACUAUUGUCAAUGAACUUUUGCAUUGAAAUUUUGGAUUAUAUCUCAAAUUUUAAUCAGGAAAAUAAAACCCCAGAGGAAUAAAUUCUGCAGGCCCCAAAGAGACACAAAAAGGUGGCUCAGCGCCUAGGAAUUCACACAAAGGAAAACAGCCUGGUAAGAGCAACUAAUUAAGAACCUUAAAGAGUGACAAUGGCUCCUGUGAGUCUUUGUUGCUUAAUUAGGGCUUUAUGAACAGCUCCAGUUAAUGGACCUGUCAAUAUUCUCUUAGAAAACAAUUUCACUGAAUUAACAAACACUUAGAAUGUCUGCUUAGCAGCACCUUUCUCUUUACUGUUAUUUAGGAACACUUUUAAUGAGCCAACUUGCUAGGUCAUAUAUUUGUCAAUUUAGGAUCCUAAGGCCUGGUUCAAAGGAGCCCCUGUUACUUUGGCUCUCCUUAUUCUGCAUUAUAAGCUCUUUGGGGUGUGAGAACAUUUUAUACUGCUUUUUAAGGAUGACUUAACUAUUACCUGGGAAAGGGGUGAUAAAAUGAACCUUGAAAUUUAUUUCAAUUUAGAAUAGUUGUAGAUUCACAGAAAAGUUGUGAAGAUAGUACAAAGGAUUCACAUGUACCCUGCACCCAAUUUCUCCUAAUAUUAACAUCUUAUAUUAGUAUAGUACAUUUGUCACAAUUAAUGGGCUAAUAGUGGUACAUUAUUAUUGACUAAAGUUCAUGCUUUAUUCACAUUUCCUUAGUUUUCACCUAAUGUUCUUUGUCUAUUCCAGGAUCCCACUGAGGAUAUUAAAUUUAGUCAUCAUGUCUCCUUAGGCUUCUCUUGACUGUGACAGCUUCUUAGAUUCUAUUCCCAUAUAGGUCAUUACAGAGUAUUAAGUAGAGUUCCCUGUGCUAUGCAGUAGGUUCUUAUUAGUUAUCUAUUUUAUAUAUGAUAGUGUGGAGUUGUGGUAUUCUUAAGGGUGAAAUGUUUACAUCAGUUAAUUGAAAUUCUAUAGAAAGAAAUUGGUCUCUUCCCUCAUUUAUUAAAUUUAUUUAUACCACUGUGGACUCAUGGAUAUUCAUUUUAUGCUUUGGGGAAAUAAUCCGGUAGUACUUAAUUUUGUUCAGAGUGUUCCAUCUUUGGCCAUUGCGAGCUCUUACAGUUGGCUCCUGUGUCCCUUCUAUAUGCCCCCAUCAUUGUGCUGUUGUUGUUUUUAAACACUUCUCACUUUAUGGCACAUAAGGUGCUCCAGGUUCAUCUUAUAUCUUUCCUGUCCCAGAGUUAGCCAUUUAUCUAAGGAGUCAUGGUUCCUUUAUUGGAGAAUGGUAUUAUGGAACCAAGAUCUGGGUGCUAGAUGUGCUCUGGAUGCUGAGGUGUUAUUGCUUCUAGGCCCUGUCAGCUGAUAAAACAAUGAAAUAAAUACAUGUAUGCUAACCGGCAUCCUUAGUUCAUUGCCCACCUGUAUUCUGUGAACAUUCUGUUUUGUUUGGGGUUUUCUUUGUUUUCCAUUUUGGUUUAUUACAGGAUAUUGAAUAUACAUAGUUCCCUGUGCUAUGCAAUAGGACCUUGUUUAUCUGUUUUAUAUAUGGUAGUUUGUAUCUGCUAAUCCCAAACUCCUAAUUUAUUCUUCCCUCAUCCCCUUUCCCCUUUGGUAACCAUAAGUUUGUUUUCUGUGUCUGUGAGUCUGUUUUGUAAAUAAGUUCAUUUGUAUUACAUUUUAAGUUCCACAUAUAAGUGAUAUAAUAUUUGUCUUUCACUUUCUGGCUUGAUUUAGUAUGAUAAGCUCCGGGUCCAUCCAUGUUGUUGCAAAUGGCUUUUUUUUUUAUGGCUGAGUAGUAUUUCAGUGUGUGUGUGUAUGUGUGUGUGUGUAUGCGUGCACAUGUGAGAGAGAGAUUCAUUUGUCAGUGGACACCUAGGUUGCUUCCAUGUCUUGGCUAUUAUAAACAGUGCUGCCAUGAACAUUGGGGUGCUUGUAUCUUUUCAAAUAAGUUUUCUCCAGAUAAAUGCCCAGGAUUGCUGGAUCAUAUGGCAAUUCUAGUUUUUUAAGGAACCUCCAUACUGUUUUCCAUUGUGGCUGCACCAAUUUACAUUCCCACCAACAGUGUAAGAGGGUUUCCUUUUCUCCACACCCUGUCCAGCAUUUGUUAUUUGUAGACUUUUUAAUGAUGGUCAUUCUGACUGGUGGGAGAUGAUACCUCAUUGUAGUUUUGAUUUGCAUUUCUGUAAUGAUUGAUGUUGAGCAUCUUCAUGUGCAUAUUGGUCAUCUGUAUGUCUUUAGAGAAAUGUUUAUCUAGGUUUUUUUUUUAAGAAUUUAUUUGUUUAUUAUUGGUUGUGUUGGGUCUUCAUUGCUGCACGCGGGCUUUCUUCAGUUGCGGUGAGUGGGGGACUACUCAGGCUACUCUUUGUUGCGGUACGCAGGCUUCUCUUGUUGUAGAGCACAGGCUCUAGGCGCGUGGCCUUCAGUAGUUGUGGCACUUGGGCUCAGUAGCUGUGGCAUACUCGCUUAGCUGCGCCACGGCAUGUGGAAUCUUCCCAGACCAGGGGUCGAACCCAUGUACCCUGAAUUAGCAGGCAUAUUCUAAAACACUGUGCCACCAGGGAAGUCCCUAUCUAGGUCUUCUGCCUAUUUUUGAAUGGGUUGUUUGUUUUUUUGAUACUGAGUUGUAUAAACUGUUUAUGUAUUUUAGAAAUUAAGCCCUUGUCCAUAGCAUCAUUUGCAAAUAUAUUUUCCCAUUCUGUAGCUUGUCUUUUUCAUUUUGUUUAUGGUUUCCUUUGCUGUGAAAAAGCUUAUAAGUUUGAUUAGGUCCCAUUUGUUUAUUUUUGCUUUUAUUUCUAUUGCCUUGGGAGACUGACAUAAGAAAACAUUGCUAUGAUUUAUGAACAUACCAUUUUUAAUAUUCAGCAUGUCUUAGUCUAUGGUCUUUGUUUAUUCUUUCAUUUAGAAUAAUGGUUGAGCCUAUUGUCUUUUAUAGUAGAUGCUGUAGUCCCCAAGUGACUGAUUAUUUUUACCCUAUGAGCUCACAGUAGAGUAUGGGAAUUUUGUAUCAGCUGGUGGUAGAGGGAAGAUCCCUAGUAUACUAAUGAGUUGAAUGAAAGUAGAGGUGUCCUUAAGGCACACAGCUUGUGAGUUAGAAUCUAGACUUCACCAGAGUGGCAGAUGGUAGAACUUCCUCUCCUUCCCCUCAGCUGUAAUUCUCUAGAGGAGAACUCCAGGAACUAAUGGUUACAAAAUGCUGUCCACCCAGGAGAGUUCUAUGCCAGCCUACUCCCAUGGCACUCUAUCUACUCUUUUUUUUUUUUUUUUUAUUCACUUCUCAGUCUAUCUACUCUUUUCUACACUGGGCUUCCAUUUCUUGCCCUGUAUAGUAGGUCCCAAUCAUGAUCUGUUCAUCCAGGGGACUCUUCAUAUUUAGUUUCUCAGAUCCCUAACCUCCCUCUUCUUUGUGUGUGUAAUAUCUCCAGGGCUGAGUUAAAGGAAUCAGUAAUAACCUAUGCUAUUUACUUGUCUUGUCAGAAGACUAGUCAUUUAACUCAUACCCUUUUUAUGGCUUUACAGCUUUUAUUAACUGAACUUUAUGCUAGACAUUUGGGAUACAUGAUCAACAAGACCCAGUCUAGCCCUCUUUCAUGUUUACCACCCUCAGAUUGCUUUGUGGCCAUGUUGGUUUUUUUUUUUUUUCAAUCCUUUUGCAUCUAGGUCUAUGCACAUGCUGUUUCCCUUUCUCAUUCCAUCUUUUUCUACUUUGUCUACUUUGAGAUCUCAGCUCAGACAGCACUUCUGCAGAGAAGCCACCCUCCCUGAGUGAGCACCCAUUGUGUCGUAAUGUACCCAAUAUAGAGUUAGACCAUAGGCAUAUCCUACUUUUUAACGAUACCCCAGUAAGUAAGCAUAACAAGAGUGCUGGUUUGGUUUUGUUUAAUUUUGAAAAAAAAAUCAUGGAAACAAAGAUGUCAGGUUUCCAAAUCAUUUGCUAGUGGACUCUAAAGAUAUAACAGUGCCUAACUAUUUGAAACUAAAUUUAGCUUCAAAAAGUGUUAUAUGAAAAUAAUGGAAUUGCAGAGGAUUUGUUGUUCAAAUUUGAGACAUCUUUUAACUUAAACGUGUGUGGCCUUUUAAACUUUUUAAAAUAAUCUGUAAAUGUCUUUAUGUUGAAGAAAAUUUUUGAAACAUCUUUGUAAAUUAUAACUUGUAGAACCUCUCUUAGUAGCAGUCAUUGCACUGACAAGUAGGUGCCUAGGAUAAAACUUAUAACCAGAUUUAAAUGGAUAAUUUUAACAUGUUUACUCUGGAGCUCUAUAAAAGCGAAUAAUCUUUGAUUCUAUGGUUUUGUCAUUUUAGGAGAUUUAUGUAAGUACACUGCAGGAUGUAGAAGAAGAGUAUUUACUGCAUGUUGACCAUGUGCCAAAACUGCUAAAUUCAUUCUAUACAUCUCUUAAUCCUCACAACAGCCCUAUAAGGGUAAAAGGAAGCCUCCUCAAGAUACAGCAACAGUGGCCAAGAUGCCGAUGGCCUGAAACAAGAGUUGUCUGCUGGUUCUCAGCUUGAAGAAGAUUCUACAGUCCUUAUUGAUCCUUUUUCUUGGCGUUACCAUUUUUUGAAGCAAAGUUAACCUAGUUUUCUAGUUUGAGCUUUCUUUUUGGCCAUCUUUAAAAAAAAUUUUUUUUAAUCUAUAAACUAGACAAGAGAUAGUUCUACAAUGUCCAAGUCAUUCCAGCAGUCAUCUCUCGGUAGGGACUCGCAGGGUCAUGGGCGUGACCUGUCUGCAGCAGGAAUAGGCCUUCUUGCUGCUGCUACCCAAUCUUUAAGUAUGCCAGCAUCUCUUGGAAGGAUGAACCAGGGUACUGCACGCCUUGCUAGUUUAAUGAAUCUUGGAAUGAGUUCUUCAUUGAAUCAACAAGGAGCUCAUAGUGCACUGUCUUCUGCUAGUACUUCUUCCCAUAAUUUGCAGUCUAUAUUUAACAUUGGAAGUAGAGGUCCACUCCCUUUGUCUUCUCAACACCGUGGAGAUGCAGACCAGGCCAGUAACAUUUUGGCCAGCUUUGGUCUGUCUGCUAGAGACUUAGAUGAACUGAGUCGUUAUCCAGAGGACAAGAUUACUCCUGAGAACUUGCCCCAAAUCCUUCUACAGCUUAAGAGGAGGAGAACUGAAGAAGGCCCUACAUUGAGUUAUGGUAGAGAUGGCAGAUCUGCUACACGGGAGCCACCAUACAGAGUACCUAGGGACGAUUGGGAAGAAAAAAGGCACUUUAGAAGAGAUAGUUUUGAUGAUCGUGGUCCUAGUCUCAACCCAGUGCUUGAUUAUGACCAUGGAAGUCGUUCUCAAGAAUCUGGUUAUUAUGACAGAAUGGAUUAUGAAGAUGACAGAUUAAGAGAUGGAGAAAGGUGUAGGGAUGAUUCUUUUUUUGGUGAGACCUCGCAUAACUAUCAUAAAUUUGACAGUGAGUAUGAGAGAAUGGGACGUGGUCCUGGCCCCUUACAAGAGAGAUCUCUCUUUGAGAAAAAGAGGGGCGCUCCUCCAAGUAGCAAUAUUGAAGACUUCCAUGGACUCUUACCGAAGGGUUAUCCCCAUCUGUGCUCUAUAUGUGAUUUGCCAGUUCAUUCUAAUAAGGAGUGGAGUCAGCAUAUCAAUGGAGCAAGUCACAGUCGUCGAUGCCAGCUUCUUCUUGAAAUCUACCCAGAAUGGAAUCCUGACAAUGAUACAGGACACACAAUGGGUGAUCCAUUCAUGUUGCAGCAAUCUACAAACCCAGCACCAGGAAUUCUGGGACCUCCACCUCCCUCGUUUCAUCUUGGGGGACCAGCAGUUGGACCAAGAGGAAAUCUUGGUGCUGGAAAUGGAAACCUGCAAGGACCAAGACACAUGCAAAAGGGCAGAGUGGAAACUAGCCGAGUUGUUCACAUCAUGGAUUUCCAGCGAGGGAAAAACUUGAGAUAUCAACUAUUACAGCUGGUGGAACCAUUUGGAGUUAUUUCAAACCAUCUGAUUCUAAAUAAAAUUAAUGAGGCAUUUAUUGAAAUGGCAACCACAGAAGAUGCUCAGGCUGCAGUGGAUUAUUAUACAACCACACCAGCAUUAGUAUUUGGCAAGCCAGUGAGAGUUCAUUUAUCUCAGAAGUAUAAAAGAAUAAAGAAACCUGAAGGGAAGCCAGACCAGAAGUUUGAUCAAAAACAAGAGCUUGGACGUGUGAUACAUCUCAGCAAUUUACCUCAUUCUGGCUAUUCUGACAGUGCUGUCCUCAAGCUUGCUGAACCUUAUGGGAAAAUAAAGAAUUAUAUACUGAUGAGGAUGAAAAGUCAGGCCUUUAUUGAGAUGGAGACCAGAGAAGAUGCAAUGGCAAUGGUUGACCACUGUUUGAAAAAGGCCCUUUGGUUUCAAGGGAGAUGUGUGAAAGUCGACCUGUCUGAAAAAUACAAAAAACUGGUACUCAGGAUUCCCAACAGAGGCAUUGACUUACUGAAAAAAGAUAAAUCCCGGAAAAGAUCUUACUCUCCAGAUGGCAAAGAAUCUCCAAGUGAUAAGAAAUCCAAAACUGAUGGUUCCCAGAAGACUGAAAGUACAACCGAAGGUAAAGAACAAGAAGAGAAGUCAGGUGAAGAUGGUGAAAAAGAUACGAAGGAUGACCAGACGGAACAAGAACCUAACAUGCUUCUUGAAUCGGAAGAUGAGCUACUUGUAGAUGAAGAAGAAGCAGCAGCACUGCUAGAAAGUGGCAGUUCAGUGGGAGAUGAGACAGAUCUUGCUAAUUUAGGGGAUGUGGCAUCUGAUGGGAAAAAGGAACCUUCAGACAAAGCUGUGAAAAAAGAUGCAAAUGCAAGUGCUUCAGCAACUGCGAAGAAAAAGCUUAAAAAGCGUCGUUUCCCAGGGAGUAUGGAAGGUUUUGUCACUCUAGAUGAGGUUGGUGAUGAGGAAGAUUCGGAACUUCAGAAACUUCGUAAAUCGGGCAUGGCAUUUAAAUCUGGUGACAAAAAUGAUGAUGGUUUGGUUGAAAUUAAGGUGGACAAGAUCGAGGAACUUGACCAAGAAAACGAAGCAGCGUUGGAAAAUGGAAUUAAAAAUGAGGAAAACACAGAACCAGGUGCCGAAUCUGCUGAGCAUGUUGAUGAUCCCAACAAAGAUACAAGUGAAAACGCAGAUGGCCAAAGUGAUGAAAACAAGGAGGACUAUACAAUCCCAGAUGAGUAUAGAAUUGGACCAUAUCAGCCCAAUGUUCCUGUUGGUAUAGACUAUGUGAUACCUAAAACAGGGUUUUACUGUAAGCUGUGUUCACUCUUUUAUACAAAUGAAGAAGUUGCAAAGAAUACUCAUUGCAGCAGCCUUCCUCAUUAUCAGAAAUUAAAGAAAUUUCUGAAUAAAUUGGCAGAAGAACGCAGGCAGAAGAAGGAAGCUUAAGAUGUGCGAGAAGCUUAAUGAUUUCAAAGAAAAUAAUGGUUCUUUGUUUUUAAAUGUUAACCUUUUUUAAAUACAGUACUGAUAGUUAGAAGAAAACUAUUGUACUCUUUUGUUAUAGUGGAAAAAUAAUAGACGUCUGUUCAUGUGUUAAGUGUUAUAGCAAAAAUACAUAUACGGUUAAGUUAAUGAAGAAUUGUUUUUGUUUUAUCAAAAUGGUAACAGACAGAAAUACUUUGUGGAGACUGACUUCGUAUACUACUUAAGACACUUGCACCACUAAGAAAGAUACGUAGAAACAUUCAGAGAAAUGAAAUUUAGUAGUUCCAAGCUUCAAAGAAAUGUCAAAACUUUUGAUUCCAUUCAAUAAAGAACGAAACCAAUUGUAUUUUUAUUACUUUCAUCUGAAACAUUCCACAUUUUAAUCUGAGCCUUGCAGACUUUUCAUUUGGAGUUUGAAGCAUUUUUGGUUUCAUUUCAUUUUUGGAGAACUUCAUUAAUGUGAGAUUGGUAAUUAAAAUGCAGGUGCAGUUUUCUUUUAAUGUCAUGCUGUUGUUUAAGGUAAUAAGAAAUACUAAGUAACUGGCUUUAGAUUUUGUAAUUUUUUCCCUAAGUUCCUGCUAGAUUUCGUAUUCUAGUAGUCAAUGUAUUUUCAGUGAAAUGUAAAAAUAUUCCCAUUCUCUUUGACCAGUAUUAAUUUCUUGAGAUCUUAUUGCUUGUAACUUGAAUCCUGUAGUUGUCAUACAUCUGGUAUAAGCAACAUUUGAUUUUUGAAGUGUGUAGACCAUCUCUUCAUAUUUUCAAGAUGUAAUUUUACAUUUCUGCAUUUUAAAAGCAGUUUGGCCAUAAUCUUAGACGCACGCUUCUAAUUCAUAUACUUGCAUACGUGACCUUUGUGAACAGAAAUUUGCAUGUAUAAUCUGUGUUUACUUGUAACAUUCUGGUUAUAUACUGCUUAUAUCUGUGGAUUCAAGUUUCUGAAGUGAGUACCAAUAAAAGAAAAAACCUAGGCCGUGUUCAUUGGUUAUACAUGUUUGAAAUGUUAACCAA